Drosophila innubila is the source of this 868-nucleotide messenger RNA. RefSeq names its product tetranectin-like protein. Bases 32 to 826 code for a protein of 264 amino acids. Gene Ontology annotation, molecular function: signaling receptor activity. The record is from RefSeq and is a predicted model, not a curated record. The transcript is spliced from 2 exons. Lineage: Eukaryota; Metazoa; Arthropoda; Insecta; Diptera; Drosophilidae.
UUCAGUUCUUCUAUUUCGAAAAGAUUGAAAUAUGAUGCUUACGAACAAUUUAGUUUGGUUACUUAUAGUAUCAAUUCUCCUAGUGCAAGAGAGUAAUGCGAGUUGUGCAGAAUGGAAACAACUUGAAACAACGUGUGGCAGCUACUGUUUCAAGGUCUUGAGACCUAUAUUAGAUCACACAAAGGCAUUGCAAAGCCAAGUCAAUGAUUCUAAGCAUCAAACUGAAUGUCUAAUGCAACCGAAGAGGAAUGAGGAUUUAUCAGGAAAGUUUCAUAAUAUUACACGUGAGAUUGACAAUUUAAAUCAGAAACUAGAUUACCUGGCUAAAACCGAGAAUGUCGAGCAACUGCAGAAUAGGUUAGAUGCACUUGAAAAAAAGUUGGAUCAGAAAUUUGAAAAUAUUGUUAAAUUAACUAAAUCUGUCGCAGUGAAUGACGGCAAAGUAUUACUUUUUGGGAAACCAUUUCAAAAAAUCGGAUCAAAAUAUUAUUAUGUUGAGACUACCGAAAAAGUUACCUGGUUUGUCGCUGCUCAUAAAUGCCUAGAAUAUGGAGGACAUCUGGCGAGUAUUCAAAGCUCAUGCGAGGUUUCCGAGCUAAACGCUCACCUGCUGUCUAAUACCGAAUAUUGGAUUGAUAUCAAUGAUCUGGGUACCGAGGGAGUUUAUCUUUCGGCAACCACAGGCUUCCCGGCCAGCUACUUGAGUUGGAAUAAAAUAGAACCCAACAAUGUAAACAACAGUGAACAUUGCGUUAUAUACAACAAAGAUUAUCACAUGAAUGAUGAUAAUUGUCAAGUAAAACAUAGGUUUAUUUGUGAAUACUAGUGUGUAAGUUAAAAGAAGAAAUAAAAUUUAAUAUAAUUUAUA